Daldinia vernicosa is the source of this 690-nucleotide messenger RNA. RefSeq lists its product as uncharacterized. The transcript has a single exon. NCBI's taxonomy places the organism in Eukaryota, Fungi, Ascomycota, Sordariomycetes, Xylariales, Hypoxylaceae. The record is from RefSeq and is a predicted model, not a curated record. The coding region runs from base 154 to 690 and encodes 178 amino acids.
UUCUAAUAUAAAUCCGUCAGCAUCUCGACUCACAGAAACAAUACACAUCUCACACAUCCAAUUCUUAAAGCAUCCAGAUCUGAAUUAUUCACACCAAAACUAAAAAAGAAUUCCCUAUCCAAUACAACCUAGUUAUAACUUUAUACAUACAUCAUGUCCAACCAAGGUUCGCCAAGACAAGGGUCGUUCAGAGAACGCGUUGAACAAGAGAUGAUGGCUCGAGGGCAGGUAACUACGAGCCAGUCUCAAAACCAAGAGACUCCGCUGAAAAGCCCCCUACGGAAGCUCUCAUAUGAGUUACUUCCUGAAAUCCUUUCAGUGAUAAAAGUAGCCCCGCCGGUCUUGACUACGAACGAUGGUAAUAUAACGCCAUUGGACCAUCUGGCCAGUCUAUCUGACCAGCAGAAUUCAAGCCAGGCCGGAAAAGGCACGCUGGGCCCUAAACCGACGCUCCACAGACGCAACGCGCUUUGCCGGCGGGUGACAGCGCCCGUGGGAUAUAAGAAAGAGCUUCCUCACGAAGACAAGGGCCCAAAGGAUUACUUUUCUUUCCCGUUCGCAGAGCCCCCUUCGCCGCACUCACCUGCGGCGGAGGAGCUCCGGAGCGCGUGGCAGAAUAUCCAAAGGCCCAUCCGAGCUCAGUCGUUACCCUCGCGUCAAUUUCACAAACCGCAAAAUUAUCUCAGCUAG